Messenger RNA from Poecile atricapillus (Black-capped chickadee), 678 nucleotides. RefSeq names its product NK3 homeobox 1 (gene NKX3-1). Gene Ontology annotation, cellular component: nucleus. Gene Ontology annotation, biological process: regulation of transcription by RNA polymerase II; cell differentiation. The transcript is spliced from 2 exons. NCBI's taxonomy places the organism in Eukaryota, Metazoa, Chordata, Aves, Passeriformes, Paridae. Gene Ontology annotation, molecular function: RNA polymerase II cis-regulatory region sequence-specific DNA binding; DNA-binding transcription factor activity, RNA polymerase II-specific. Bases 1 to 678 code for a protein of 225 amino acids. The record is from RefSeq and is a predicted model, not a curated record.
AUGAGCGGCGGGGAGCGGCCGGGACCGCGGCAGAGCUCGGCCAGAACCUCCCCGGCCAUGAGCGGCUCCCCCGGGCCAGCCCCGCAGCCCCGGGCCGGCCCCUCCAGGCCCCGCACGUCCUUCCUCAUCCAGGACAUCCUUCGGGACGGGCCCGAGAGCGCCGGGAGCGGGGGGAAUGCGGAGCUGGGAGCGGCCAGCGAGGAGCGCGGAGGGGCCAGCCCAGCAGCGGGGCUCCCUCCCGGGGGUCCCCAGCCCCCCGGAGCCUCUGGGACAUCCCCGGGACCGGACACAGACGCGGCUGUGGAGCCGUUCCUGUCCGGCUGCGCCCCUGCUGUGCACCCGCGGCCACCCAGGCAGGGAAAACGUUCCCGAGCCGCCUUUUCCCACAGCCAGGUGAUCGAACUGGAGCGCAAAUUCAGCCACCAGAAAUACCUGUCAGCCCCGGAGAGAGCGCACCUGGCACGGCACCUGCAGCUCACCGAGACCCAGGUGAAGAUCUGGUUCCAGAACAGGAGGUACAAGACCAAGAGGAAACAGGUGGUGAUGAGCGGGAUGAGCCGCUUGGACUCGCACCAGGAUCCGCCAGAAUUCCCGGGAAUGUCGCUGCUGUCACUCAGGGGAGCCUGGCCUUACCUGCCCUGCCUUUACUACGUCAAUUCCUGGAGCCCCUCCUGGUAG